Molecule: messenger RNA, 1584 nt
Organism: Ichthyophthirius multifiliis
Lineage: Eukaryota; Ciliophora; Oligohymenophorea; Hymenostomatida
Exons: 7
Cellular component (GO): lysosome
Molecular function (GO): cysteine-type endopeptidase activity
Source: RefSeq, a predicted model, not a curated record
AUGAUUAUUAUUAAAAAAACAAUUUUUUAUUUUUUUAUAAUUAUUUCAGACUAUAUUAAAUGUGAUUUACCUGUACAUUGUUUAAAGCACUAAAUAAUAGGUUAAUGGAAGCUUUAACUAGAAAAUCUAUAUUAUACAACAACUUAAUAUAUAAAAUGUGGUCAUAGUUAACCAGACACAAUUUAUAAUUCAUAUAAAUCAUAUUUAAAUAUUUUUAAAGUAAUUUUGAAAUUUAAAAGAACAUAAUCUUAAAUAACUAAAAACAUUAAUAAACUAUAUUAAAAAAAAUUAAAGGGAAAUUGGAGUGUUCUAUAUGAUUAAGGAAUAAUAAUAUAAAUAAACAAAAUUUAAUAUUUUACAUAUUUUAAAUACUAUCCAAACGAAAACUUCUAAAAAGAAAUCCAAAACGAAUUUGAUUUUGAGGAAAUACACAAUUUCGAAAACUACAAUUAUGAUUGUACAGAAACAUUAAUAGGUUGGUACACAAAAGAACACUAAAAAGGUUGUUUUAAGGCAAUAAAAAUAAAUCCUAAUGAAAAAGACAAAAGCAUUUCUAAUGGACAUCAAAAUAAGGUUGUUUAGCCUGAUGAGGAUAUAUUAUAUGAAUAAAUAUAAAAAUAAGAAGAUAAAUUAUAUGAAUAAAUAUAAAAAUAAGACAAUAAAUUAUAUGAGUAAAUAUAAAAAUAAGAAGAUAAAUUAUAUGAAUAAGUAACCGAGUUAAACUAAAAAAAUAAAACCUGGGAAGCUGGGAUAAACACAAUUAUGCCAAAUAAAAAUACUUAAUAGAGAAAAAAAGGAAAAAAAAAAUAUAAGUAUUUCUCAUUAUAAGAUUUAUCUGAUUUACCAAAAGAAUUCUCCCUUAAAGAGUAUUUAGACGAGCCUUCAAGUUAGAAAUAAUGCGGAAGUUGUUAUGUGAUUGCGACUGUAAAUAUGCUAAAUGCACGUUUGAGAAUUAAAUAUGGGAAACAUAUUAAUGAUAAAAUCUCUAUGUAACAUAUUUUAGACUGCUCUUUUUUUUCUUAGGGAUGCUAAGGGGGGUAUGUAUAUUAAAUUGGCAAAUUCGGAUAUGAUUAUUUCCUUAUUUCGGAAGAAGAAAUGCCUUAUUAAGUACUUUUUUUAUUUUUAAACUAAAAAAAAUUUAAUUUUUUUUUUAAAGGAUACAUAAAAAGGAUAUUUGUAGGAGGAGGAUAUGGAAAAUGUAAUGAAAGAGAAAUGAUGAUUGAAAUAAUGAAAAAUGGGCCUAUAGUUGCUAGUAUUAAUCCUGAUUAUUAAUUUAUGUAUUACAAAAGUGGAGUUUAUCAUUCAGUUGAAGCUGCAGAAUGGAUUCUAAAUGGAUAAAAUGCGCCAGAAUGGAGAAAUGUAGAACAUGCAGCUUUAUGUUAUGGAUGGGGAGAAUCUGAAAAAGACGGAAAAUAUUGGCUAAUGUAAAAUUCUUGGGGAAAAGAAUGGGGAGAAAACGGUUUUUUUAAAAUAAGAAGAGGAACUGAUGAGUCUAGUGUAGAAUCAGUAGCUGAAUAUGCAAACGCUGAAAUAAUUUAUUUAAAAAAAAAAUAAAAAAAAUAAAAAAAUGAAAAAUUACUAUGA